Messenger RNA from Drosophila sulfurigaster albostrigata, 1575 nucleotides. RefSeq names its product putative inorganic phosphate cotransporter. Gene Ontology annotation, biological process: monoatomic anion transport; transmembrane transport. The coding region runs from base 102 to 1547 and encodes 481 amino acids. Gene Ontology annotation, molecular function: transmembrane transporter activity. Lineage: Eukaryota; Metazoa; Arthropoda; Insecta; Diptera; Drosophilidae. The transcript has 6 exons. The record is from RefSeq and is a predicted model, not a curated record.
AAAAAUAUGCAUUACCUUUAUUUUACAUUUAAAAACUACAUAAAGGACAAAAAAUAAAAAAAAAUUUUAAGUUAAUAAAAUUGUAAGUAUUUUUAUUUAAUAUGGAUAAUAGACCAGAAUGGGGAAAAGGAUGUAGUCGUGGAUGUCUUUUACCCCAACGCGUUGUUGUUGCUAUAAUGAGUUUUUUGGCAAUAAUUUGUGCCUACACUCAUCGUGUUUCAAUUUCUCAUGUUAUCACCAAAUUGGUAGUACCCAUUAAUCGGACAAACGAUGACGUGGAUAAGGAAGAUGUAUGCCCAGUAGAUGAAGACACCUCGACAGAGACCCCUCUAAAUAAAGGCGAUUACGACUGGAGUGAACAGAUGCAGGGCUACAUUCUGGGCAGCUUCUAUUUGGGUUAUCUUAUCUCGCAACUGCCAGGCGGAGUCUUGGCUGACAAAUAUGGUGCCAAAUGGGUGCUGAGUGCAUGCUUGCUGCUUUCUGGUCUGUGUACAAUGUGUUUGCCAUUGGCAAUACAUGUGGGUGAGGAAUGGGGACUAAUAGUAAUGCGUGUGUUUACGGGACUAGCACAAGGACCUCUGUUUCCAGGGCUCACGGCCUUGCUCUCCUCCUGGGUACCAUCCCAUGAGCGUGGCAGAUUGUGUGCCUUUGCCUUCAGUGGAGUUACUAUAGGUACGGUCGUUAGUAACCUAAGUUCUGGGCUCAUGCUUCACUACUUCCAUUGGUCAGUUACCUUUGUGGUUUUUGGUUUAACGGGACCUGUGUGGUUUAUAAUAUUUUUUUUUUUAUGUACCAGCCGACCGGACCAACAUCCGUGCAUUAAGCCUGAAGAGCUUAGCUAUCUGACUGAAGCAUUGGGUGAACGUAGCCAGGGAAAGUCGCCGCUACCGUGGAAAGAAUUGUUACUCAGUGUGCCUUUACUGGCCUUGGUAAUAAGUCAAAUCGGCCAUGACUGGGGCUACUAUGUAAUGAUCACGUGUCUCCCCAAGUACAUUGCUAAUGUUAUUCGGUUUUCGAUUCGAUCGAAUGGAUUUGUGACGGCCCUUCCUUUUCUUGCUAUGUUCGUUUGUACGAAUCUUGCUGGUUUACUUGCAGAUUAUAUAAUUAAGUCGGGAAAAAUGUCUAUAACCAAUGAACGUAAAUUAUAUACUUUUAUAUCUGCCUUUGGACCAGGUGCAUUCACCGUCUUGGCUUCAUAUGCAGGAUGCAAUAAGAUUCUAGUAAUAGGUUUGUUUACUUUUGCAAUGUUUCUAAUGGGUUUUUAUUACUCUGGACAAAAGUUGACACCCAUGGAUAUGUCACCAAGCUAUGCAGGCACCCUAAUGGCGAUUUGCAAUGGACUUGGCUCUCUUGCAGGUUUAGCCUCACCUCCAGUAGUCGGGUAUUUGACGCCAAACGCCACAAUGAAUGAGUGGCGUGUUGUAUUUUGGUUGGGUUUCGUGAUCUUUAUCAUAUCUGCCAUUGUAUUUGCGAUCAUAGGCACAGCAGAGGUUCAGCCUUACGAUCCAGCAUAUACAGGAGAAAAGAAAAAAAGGAUAAAUUUAUGAUGUAUGAAUAUAGAAUAAAGUAGUUACA